AUGGAUAAAGCACUGUGCAGUACACUGCUUCUUCUGAACACCUUUGUCCUGCUCCUGAACUCAAGCCAUGAAGCCAGAAAACACCCAGAUAUUGCAAAGAAAAUCAGUAUCAGUAGCACACUGGAUGAAAAGAGGAAGCAGGAUGUGCUGGAUUUCUUCAAAACUGUUUACAAUAUUCACAACAAUGACACAUACCUCAGCAACAUAAUGAACUACAAAUUGUGGCUGUGGGCUGGGUCGAUUUAUGGUGAAGUACAGCUGGAUCAAACAACAUGUACCCAGAUUGAAUCUGACUUGGACAAAUGUCCUCUCAAAACUGACCUCCGUCGGGGAAAAGACAAGCAAGGAAGAGUUAUUUAUGUCAAUUUAAACCCAGAAGAACACACAUGCAACAAGUUCCUAUCUAAGGUGGCUAACUGUCCCUUCAAUGAACAGGCAGACCAGCAGAAGCUUGCUCCUUUUCACUACAUCAUAAAAGUGAACACCAAUGACCACAUGGAAGAGUCAAUACCAGACUAUGUGGAGAGUUCCUUUGUCAACAGAAUUAAUAUAAAACUCAUCAACUUAUCCUCCAGUAAAAUUUUCAGACAAAGGAAAAAAGCAGCCACACUCUUUGCCAAAAUAUCCCAAGAACAGUCUCUAGGCCACGUACUAACACUCAUCUCCUCUGAAAACUCUUGA
This is a messenger RNA of Peromyscus californicus insignis, 681 nucleotides long. RefSeq names its product cystatin-related protein 1-like. Gene Ontology annotation, molecular function: cysteine-type endopeptidase inhibitor activity. The record is from RefSeq and is a predicted model, not a curated record. The transcript has 4 exons. Lineage: Eukaryota; Metazoa; Chordata; Mammalia; Rodentia; Cricetidae. The coding region runs from base 1 to 681 and encodes 226 amino acids.